GAAUGGAAUCCUCUGCAAGACCCAAGCUUUACCCGAUCGUCGACACUUCAACCACCAAUGCUCCUCUCCCAAGUUCCUCCUCUUCUUCUUCUUCUACUACUAAUAAUCUAUAUCCUUCCCUCGAUGUUAAUGAUCUCGUCAACAAUAUCUUCCCGGAGCAAUCCUCUGUCUCAGCCUCGGCUCCUCCCGUGGCGACGGAGGAAGUGAUUCUGACAGUAAAAGGCGCGAUUCUCCACCUCAUCGACAAAUCAUACAGCGUGGAGCUCGCUGUCGGCGAUCUCGAGAUCAUCCGUCUUGUUCAGGGCGAAAUCACCGUCGCCGUGUUCGCUCGCGUCGCCGAUGAGAUCCAGUGGCCGUUGACCAGAGACGAACCCGCCGUGAAAGUCGACGAGUCGCAUUACUUCUUCUCGCUCCGACCCGUGAAAGAAUCCGGGUCGGAAGAGAACAACGAUAUGUUGAAUUACGGGUUAACAAUCGCUUCCAAAGGGCAAGAGCAGUUGCUCGAGAAGCUGGACAUGAUCUUGUCGGAUUACAGCAGUUUCACGGCGGAGAAACACAAGGAGGAGGAUGUUAAUAACGUGUUGGAUUUGACGGCGGCGAAGGAGACGUCGCCGGAGGAGCUGAAGGGAAAGAGGAAGAAGAUGGUGGAGAAGCAAUGUACGGCGUAUUGGACGACACUGGCUCCGAAUGUUGAGGAUUACAGUGGAGUUGCUGCGAAACUGAUCGCUGCAGGUUCUGGACAGUUGAUCAAAGGGAUCUUAUGGUGUGGAGAUUUGACAAUGGAUCGGCUCAUGUGGGGAAAUGAUUUCAUGAAGAAGAACUUGUCCAAAGCAGAGAAAGAGAGAGAAGUUGGCCCUAAAACUCUGAAACGUCUCAAGAGAGUGAAGAAGAUGACGAAAAUGACAGAGAAAGUGGCGAAUGGUGUGCUCUCUGGUGUUAUAAAAGUUUCUGGAUUCUUCUCGAGUUCAGUGGUGAAUAGCACAGCUGGGAAGAAACUCUUUGGUCUUCUUCCUGGAGAAAUGGUUCUUGCAACACUUGAUGGAUUCAACAAGGUUUGUGAUGCUGUUGAAGUAGCUGGAAGAAACGUUAUGAAAACAUCUUCCACUGUCACUACUGAAAUCGUCGACCACAAGUAUGGAGCAAAGACAGCACAAGCGACAAAUGAAGGGCUUGGAGCAGCAGGGCAUGCUAUUGGAACGGCGUGGACGGUUUUCAAGAUCAGACAAGCUCUCAACCCCAAGAGUGCGAUAAAGCCAUCAUCACUGGCUAAAACCGCAAUCAAAACGGCAGCUAAAGAAAAAAAGAAGGGGGAAAAAGUUCUUUUAACUAGGAAAGAAGCUUUCAAGUUAUGAGAUUUAUGCAAACAUGGAUAGAAUUUUAGAUAUGAUUUGAUUAAUAACCGCAAAAUAUCAUAAAGUGAGAAUUAUGAUGUUCUUUUUUUGGCUUGGUUUCUUCUAAAUAGGAAGAAAGCUUUCUCUCUAAUGCAAUUUGUAUUGCUUGUUCUUCAGUCUCAUUGCCUUGGCACAGAAGCUAUGAAUAGACAGUAAUAGUU
Messenger RNA from Eutrema salsugineum, 1552 nucleotides. Its product is annotated as senescence/dehydration-associated protein At4g35985, chloroplastic. Gene Ontology annotation, cellular component: plasma membrane. NCBI's taxonomy places the organism in Eukaryota, Viridiplantae, Streptophyta, Magnoliopsida, Brassicales, Brassicaceae. The record is from RefSeq and is a predicted model, not a curated record. The transcript has 4 exons. The coding region runs from base 3 to 1352 and encodes 449 amino acids.